Molecule: messenger RNA, 444 nt
Organism: Colletotrichum costaricense
Lineage: Eukaryota; Fungi; Ascomycota; Sordariomycetes; Glomerellales; Glomerellaceae
Product: glutathione-dependent formaldehyde-activating enzyme
Exons: 1
Coding region: 1-444 (147 amino acids)
Molecular function (GO): carbon-sulfur lyase activity
Source: RefSeq, a predicted model, not a curated record
AUGGACGUGGAAUGUCAAUGCGGCACAGUUACAUUCAAGACUCCAGCACCUGAGCCCCUCGAUAUCUACUGCUGCCACUGCUCGCAAUGCCGCAAGCAAUCUGCUUCAGCAUUUGGUACCUCGGCAAUCUUCCCCGCUGAUGGCCUCUUCCCGCUCUCGGAUGAUCUUGAGUCGAAGCUCCAGGUCUGGACUCGUCCCACAAAGAGCGGCGGGCACAUGGACUGCUUUUUCUGCCGGCUAUGCGGGAGCCGGGUCUUUCAUCGCACUUACGAUGAGAAUGGAGUACCCAAAACAACAGUCAGCAUCAAAGGGGGACUGAUCUUGGGACUCAAGAUGGACAGGGGAAAGCAUAUCUGGACGAGCAGCGCGGUCGUGAGAAUUCCUGACGAUGCAGAGAGGUACAAAGAAUCACCGCCUGCGACGCCCGACAGUGGCAAGGAUUGA